GUUGACGUGGCGUAGCUGAUCUCAAGGCAGUGAGAGUGAAAGAGAGAAGAAUGGCUUAGCGAGAAGAGGCGGAUUCAACUCGCCUCAUCAGUGGCUUCGUUCAGGUACGUUACACUGGCGAUGGACUAAAGGCUAUAACCAACCUACUGCUCUUCUUAGACCGAGGGUUCGGGAACUCCGGUCUUGGAGGGCCGGAUUCCUGCACAGUUUGGAAGAAAAUGACUGGAAGGAACCAAUAUAAUGGCUUCCAGUCUGCUACGAUGGUGCAGCCUGCAACGGGAGGUCACGCAUAUAUGUUUGGGAACAAUUCAGAGACCGAGUGCUCCGAGGAGGACAGCGAAAGCUAUGAACUUCGUUCCAGAGGCCGGGAGAGGCUUCGCCGGAGCAUCUCCAGAGAACGACCGGAUGAUAUUGUCUAUGUAAUGAGGGACAUUAAGGAAGGGGACACCCUGAUUAGCAUUUCUCUUCAGUAUUUCUGUUCUGUUGCUGACAUAAAGCGGGCCAACAAUCUCCUGACAGAGCAGGACUUCUUUGCCUUGAGGUCCAUAAGGAUCCCUGUGAGGAGGUUCAGCUCUUUCACCGAAACUCACAACACAGCCCCCCAUAAAAGCAGCUCGCCCAGUGGCAUUCGCAGAGUCUCAGAGAUCCCACCAGCUGCAGCUUUGACAGACUCCUCCCCCUCCUCAACUUCCUCCACCGAUAGCGUAGAGUGCUUUCUGCAGGAGAAGGACAAGGACAUUGAACUUCUUGUCAAAUCCUCCAGCCCCUCCAGGAGCAGCCUCAGUGAAGUGGUUUCCUCCCUCAGCCCACAGCAGCCGUUGCCGGGAGACUCAGAGCGGAGACCGGUCCCGAGGAAAGACCCCUACUAUGGGGCUGACUGGGGCAUGAGGUGGUGGACUGCAGUGGUCAUCAUGCUUGUUGUAGGUAUUGUCACACCUGUGUUCUAUCUGUUAUACUACGAGGUGCUGAUGAAAUCGGACGUUAGCCACCAUGCUACCGCAGAGUCCAUCAGGCCUGAGCCUACACAUUCUGUUCUCCAUCUUAUGCGACCGGUUCAGGCUGUUCCUCAUGGAGAUUCGCAUAUGCAUCCAGUCGUUGAACAUGAGGGACCACAUCUGAAGCAUGAACAGAAAACGUAGAGAGGGGACCUUGGAUCAGGUUGACAUGGACCAGCACAUUUAUUUGAGGCAUUGAAUAUUUUUUUGAACUUGUAAUCAAACCACUUUGUUUUUUAAGUAAUGAGUGUUGUAUUUCAAAAGGACGAGUUCAGUACUUUUGAACCAAAUGUCUAUAGAUGAAGCACAGAUUUGGUUAUCAGUUUCGUAAUGUGCUUUGCAUUAAGAUAUUAAAUAUCGAAAAUUGCACCAUUGCAGUUUUGAAACAUAUUUCCAAAGACUUUCUAUUGGCUGACUUAAAUUUCUGGAGGAAAUGAGUAUGCACAAAAAUACAGGAUCCAUAUCAGUAUUGGUGGAUACCUGCGUAACAUCAGAGUUUGAUAUUAGGAUUUGAUGCAAUACCUAAUUGAUAGUAUGGAUGUAAUCCAUACCAGGGAAUUCCACCAGUUUUUUCAGGAUGUAUUCAUAAUGCAAUUCACUAAGUUGUAAACAAGACAUUCUGAGACUGAUGUUAAAUGAUGCAUUAUAGAGAAACGUACACAUUCAGAUUUAUUCACAGUGGUGGUUGAUGUCUGCAACACAAAUGUAAUUUCCUUUGCUAUCCAAAAUGACCACAGAACCUAUACGUACCUCUCUACCAUGAAUGUAUUUUGAAAAAUACAUUUUAGGCCAGUUCUAUUGUAAAAUAAUGUUUUCAGCCUCAGGUAACAUUCAUAACAGUUUCAUAUAAUAACUUGCUAGGUGGUGGCUUUUAAGGGCAUUCAGUUCUUCAGAUGUCUUGUUCCCAUCACCACCACUGUGGACAAGUCUGACUAAGUUUGAAUGGAGCUUUUCACAUCAAACCACACUGAAUGAUUUCUUUAUGCAGAAAUUUAAAAAAGGGCGGAAUUCCCAUUUAGAAGACAGAAGAGUCGGGAAGGUGAAUUGAAUCUCGGCUAUUGUCAGUGCGUCAGUGUAAUUAAUAGAUUAGUUUAAGUCAGUAAUUUAAAGUCUCUACAGACAGCUGAGAUGGGAAUAAUUAUUGGCUUAAGGCUACAGUUUUCAAUUUGAGGCAUUACCCAAUCCAUGUCAGAGUAAUGACAGUUUAGUGUUUGGUUCAAAACAGUUGAACUCAUCCUUUAAUAUGAGGAAUGAUUAUAGGCUGUGGACACUAGUUUCAACUUAUAAUGCCAUAGAUGGACUUAAUUAAGCAAAUAGUGCCAUGUAUUGAACUUGGCACUGCUCUGGCAUAAGGUUUGAACUAGAUUCAUCUGGCUCAGUUCCCACAGGCAGUUGUCUUGCAUUUUGCACAGUUUCCCCUUCACAUGGGCUGACAUAGCUACAUAACUUACGUGUUUGCUUUAACAGUAAACAACUGAUUUAAUCAAAAUGUAACUUGGAGACGGCUGAUGUCUCUGUCUUGGUGUCAGGGAUAUACACACGUGCACACUAAUUUAUUUUAGAGGAUGGAAAUGGUUACAA
Messenger RNA from Colossoma macropomum (tambaqui), 2576 nucleotides. It is a transcript of the gene lysmd3, whose product is annotated as LysM, putative peptidoglycan-binding, domain containing 3. The transcript has 4 exons. The record is from RefSeq and is a predicted model, not a curated record. Lineage: Eukaryota; Metazoa; Chordata; Actinopteri; Characiformes; Serrasalmidae. Bases 219 to 1139 code for a protein of 306 amino acids. Gene Ontology annotation, biological process: Golgi organization. Gene Ontology annotation, cellular component: Golgi apparatus.